This is a messenger RNA of Fusarium oxysporum Fo47, 788 nucleotides long. RefSeq names its product ras-like GTPase Ras1. Gene Ontology annotation, cellular component: plasma membrane. Gene Ontology annotation, biological process: signal transduction. The record is from RefSeq and is a predicted model, not a curated record. The coding region runs from base 177 to 782 and encodes 201 amino acids. Gene Ontology annotation, molecular function: GTPase activity; GTP binding; GDP binding. Lineage: Eukaryota; Fungi; Ascomycota; Sordariomycetes; Hypocreales; Nectriaceae. The transcript has 4 exons.
UAUUGUAGACCCUGAAGACGAUCCAGUAGUACAGAAUCAAUUAUAUCUCUAUGAGAAUGGGAUAUUGCAAACAACAGAAGCGUACCCGAAGAUUCUACAAAAAGGGAUUUUGAGACAGAAGAAACCGUUAUCGCAAGAUCCUCCGAGGCCGCAGCUAUCAAUAGUCCAAAUCAUUCAUGCAAAGGAUAUCCGACAUGUACUCCCAUCAUCUAGACAAGUUUCAACUCCCAAGAGAAUACAAAUUGGUAGCGAUUGGAGGAUCUGGGACUGGAACAAGCCGACUCCUAAUACAGUCACAGUUUAUCGACGAAUACGACCCGACAAUCGAAGACACACAUCGUAAAAUAUGUGUCAUUGACGACGAAGUUGCUCUACUCGAUGUGCUCGACUCGGCCGACCAGGACGUGUACUCGGCCAUGAGAGAGCAGUACAUAAGAACGGGGGAAGGCUUCCUGUUGGUAUACAGCAUCACCAGUCGCCAAAGCUUCGAAGAAAUUACAACCUUCCAGCAGCAAGUCCUCCGUAUGAAGGACAAGGACUACUUCCCGAUACUCCUGGUUGGCAAUAACUGCUCUCUAGAGUCGGAGCGAGACGUGAGUAGACAGGAAGCUGAAGCCUUGGCAAGGAGUUUUGGAUACCCUUUCAUCGAGGUAGAUGCAAGAUCCCGCGUCAAUAUCGAUGAGGCAUUUUACGAUUUGGUACGGGAGAUUCGACGAUAUAACCGCGAGAUUUCUGGUUAUUCUACACCCUUCCCUUUUCCUUCUUCUCCCUCCUUCUUCUGACUUUCC